Messenger RNA from Adineta steineri, 1755 nucleotides. The record is from the annotation of a GenBank genome assembly. NCBI's taxonomy places the organism in Eukaryota, Metazoa, Rotifera, Eurotatoria, Adinetida, Adinetidae.
AUGCAAUCGUUGGUUGAUCUUGCAUCGAAUAUAAUUGAUCGAGAAGUAUUUACUUCAUGUACAAAUGAUUUUUCUCGUAUAAAAUAUCUUCUAUCAUCUUCUGAAUUUACUUCUCUCCUUCAAAAAUCAUCAUCAUCACUCUUAGAUGAACAAACAACAAAUUUAAAAUGCGUAAAAACAUCUACGGAAUAUCGUGAAAAAGGAAAUGAAGCAUAUGCAUCUCGUAAUGAUCAACUAGCUCUUACAUUUUAUAAUCAAGCAAUUCGUUAUGCACCAUCUUAUUCGCGUGAACUUUCACUUGCUUUGGGAAAUCGAUCAGCAACAUUAUUUAAUCUUAAAUAUUAUGAAUUAGCAUUACAAGAUGUUCAUCAUGCAUUGGAUUUUCUAUCAUCAAAUGAUGAAGAUAAUAUACGUCGUGAUCGUCUUGAACAACGUUUAUAUCAAUGUCUUAAAAAUAAAUCAGAAGAAAACCAAACAAUUGAUGAUAAAAAUAAACAAUUAGAUAAUGAACUUGAACAAUUAAAAUCUAACCAAACAUUUAAUACUAACUAUCCAAGUUUAACAUCUUAUGCGAAUAUUCAAAUGUCAACAGAUCGUGGUCGACAUGUUGUUUCUACAAAUGUAUCAUCAACAUUAAAACCUGGUACAGUUAUAUUAAUUGAACAACCUUAUGCUUCUGUUUUAUUACAACCAGCAUGGUCAACACAUUGUCAUAUGUGUUUACGUCGAUUGAAUCUACUUCUAUUUGUUUGUUCUCAAUGUACACGAGCAGUUUAUUGUUCAUCAGAUUGUCUUCAACGUUCUAUAGUUUGGCAUGCAUUUGAAUGUCGUCUUACAAUUGAUCGUCUUGAUAAAAUGCAAUUAUUAGCAUUACGUUUAUUAACAAAAACUGGUUGGCAUCAUUUACUUAAAAAUAAAACACAUUUUGAAGAUUAUCUUAAACAAAAUCAAAUCGAUAAUCAAAAUAAAGAAAUAUAUGAAUGGAAUAAUUAUGAAAAUAUAUUAAAAUUAGAAACAAAUUCAAACAAACGUUCAUAUAAUGAUUUACUUCAACGUUCAAUUCAAGCAUGUAUGAUUGGUAUGUCUCUUAUUAAUAAUACGUCAUUUUCUCAAGAAGCAUAUGAAAAAUUAGAUUAUCAAAUAUAUAUUUGUUCAUUAAUUUUAUCUCAUUUACAAUCAUUACCAUGUAAUGCACAUGAAAUAUCGGAAUUUAUUUAUCAUCGUUUAACACCAUUAUCAUCAUCUUGUAGUGAAAUAGGUGCAGGUAUAUAUGCAACAUUAAGUUUAUUUAAUCAUUCAUGUAAUCCAAAUGUAAUACGAAAUUUUAUUGGUGAUACUGUUAUUGUUCGUCUUCUUAGUUCUGUAUCAUCAAAUGAUAUUGAAUUAAUGGAUAAUUAUGGUUGUUUAUCAGCAACAAUGGAUAAAGAUGAACGACAAAAAAAACUUAAUGAACAAUAUCAUUUUCAAUGUCAAUGUCAACCAUGUAUUGAACAAUGGCCACAUUAUGAUCAAUUACCAGAAGGAACAGGUGAUAAAGAUAUUAAUUCGAAAUUAUUUGAUGAAGCAUUUCAACGUUUAAUUCAAGGAGAUAAUCCUCUAAAAGAUGAUUUAAAUAUAUUUGAAGAAUUUCUUGCACUAUGUGAUGGACAAUUUCAAGAAGAUAAAAAGCUGAAAGGAAAAGUUUAUAAUAAUGCACAAGAAGCAUAUAAACAAUGUUUGAAUUUUUUUUCUCAUUCAUUUCAUACAGAAGAUUAA